AAUUUAUUAUUUUGACAUACUCAGUAUACAGCUCUAAUACAAUUUUUAUUUCGUGCACAUUUCGUACAAAAUACUUUGCUGCUAUUACUUUUAAUUACCUAACAUCAUUUAGUAGAAUACAAGUAAUAUGUCCUGUGAAAAAGGACACAAAAUUAAAAUAAUUGCAUAAAAGCUUGCAUUUUGUUUUCUGCUUACGAAGCAAAAUAUUUUGAUUGAUUAUUAAAAUUAAAAUCCAAUAUAUCCUGUAAUAAAAUAUACGUUAUAGCUAAUUAACAGUACUAUAUAUAAUCGAAGUAGAAAUUAAAUAAAUAAAAGAAUAGUAGAUAUAUUUUUGUAUCAAAGAUGAACGUAAAUAGCUACUUAUCGCCUCGUUUGAUGGUCGGAGCGGCUAUUGUGGGCAUAGUUGGUGCUGCCGGAGUCUUUAUAUAUGAACAAGUGUACGCUGAGAAGCGACGAGCAAUGCUAGUAAGUGAGGUUGCAAGACUAGAUAGACAAGUGGCUUCUAUGAGAACAGAGUUGGAAGCCCUCCGAGAGCUACAGAAGGAAACGCACAUGCGUCGCGCUCGACCGAAGCCUCGAGCGAAACGUGAAGUCGUUCCAGCGGGGGACGCUACGGAUUCCGAAUAUUAUACAGAUUGCCAGUCCCUAAUAGGUACAGAUAUCGAAAUGGAUAGUGAAGAGUUUUACGACGUUCCCUCCGACGACGACGACACUCUUCGCGAGUCCACUGGGAAUGGACAGGCGAUAAACGAGAGCCUGAAUUCAUCAAAAACUGAUGAAUCAAAAUCGUCAAAGGGCAGUACGUAGCUGAAGAGUUGAAUGUUCAGAGGUUUAAUAGACAAGAAUUCAUUAUGGUGUUAGCCGGGAUGGGUAAUAGACGUAGAAUUUCGAAUCAACUUUAUAUGACGCGCCAACUGCGACUUAUUAUAUCUACAAUUUCUAUAAACUAUCGUUCUGAAUAAUUCAUCUUCCUAGUUAUCGACUCCGUGGUAAUGUAAACAUGAUCCAGAAUGUAUGAGCCAGUAUGUUAAUAUGAUCCAGGAUGUAUGAGAUCUAUAAAAUUAAAUAAAUUUAAUUAUGAAUUGUAUUACAUUGUAUGUUAGUGAAGUUAAAUUUUGUUUGAUUUAUUUUUAGUCAUUUUACUAUUGGGAAAAGCCAAAUAUGUAUGUAAGGGAAUAGGUAUUAUUGUGUGUAAUGGUGUAAUUAUGGAGUUGUAUUUUAAUGUAUUUAUUUUUGACAUACUUGAUAAGUAAUAAUAAUUCUGUCAUACAAGUAA
Molecule: messenger RNA, 1276 nt
Organism: Melitaea cinxia (Glanville fritillary)
Lineage: Eukaryota; Metazoa; Arthropoda; Insecta; Lepidoptera; Nymphalidae
Exons: 6
Coding region: 343-807 (154 amino acids)
Source: RefSeq, a predicted model, not a curated record